AUGAGAUAUGAAUAAAAGAGUUAAAGUGAGUUUGUUUUAGGAAUAGCUUUUUUGGUUUUGAGUAUGAUUUACACAACAAUUUUUUGUUUUGGAACAAUCAAAUAUUGUAAGAUUGGAAGGAAAGCAAAAUACUUGGGAAAAAUAUUUUAUCUUUCUAUUGUAUUUUCUUGUUUAGCCUAUAUGUUGAAUAUGGCUUUAUAUUUAUAUGACGUAUAUUUAGACAUGUAAAAUAGGUUUUUGAUUAAAAUUCAGCUGAUGAUUAUAUUUUGAGCAUAGAAAAAUAGCUGUUAAAUACAAUAUACGUUCCUGAUGGAUUAUUUUGGAUAGUUUAUUAAUCAUUAUUUUGGACAGUGAUUUGUUAGCAUUAUGAUUCACAUUUACAAAUAGGUUAAGGUGACGAACUUCCAUAUAAUCCAAAUACUUUGAUUCAUGCAAUGAAAGAUGUUUUAUUAGUAUAUGGAAUAGCUUAAUUAAUUGUAGUAUUGUUGUAUAACUUUGAUUACAUAUUAGCAGGAGUAUUAUUUUAUAUAAAUAUCGUUAUCAAUGUAUCGAUACCUAUUUAAUUUAUGAUUACAUCAUUUUAUUUACAAUGUAAAUAUAGAGGAUCCCCAUUUAAAUCAUCUAAAUAAGAAAAUAUUUCAAAUAGAUUAUAGAAGUUAAUCUUUUAUUGGACAAUCUUAAGAAUAGUUUAGAUAAUUAGCAAUAUUUUAUUAAUGGAAAAUUAAGAUAAGAUAAAACAAUUCUUUUAAUCAGAACUGAGUUAAAAUUAACUGCUGCUAUAUAUUUUAAUAUUGAUAGUUGAUUUAUUAUUAGCAAAUAUUUUCCCAUUUAUUUUAGCAUUAAAAUAAGAGACUUUUUCUAUAUUUUUGGGAAAUAGAAAUGUUACUAUGAGUACUGUAUCAGAGCAUCCAAUAAAUUAAUAAUUUUUGAAUAAUGAUAGUUCUGUUGAUGAAAAAAAACAAAUAUAAUUUGAUUAUAAAGAGCUAAUGAAAUAAAAUUAGACUCAAUAAAUAAAAAGAUAAAAGACAAAUGGUUUAGGUUAUAUAAUGAUUUGUCAGAUUUAAUAAAAGAGUUAUGGAAUGAGAAUAAUAGAAUUUAAAUAAUUAUAGCCAUAUUUGAUUGAAUAAAUAAAGUAAGAAAUAGAAUAAGUAAAUUAAUUAAAUAAUGAAUAUCUUUAUCAUAUUUAUGGAUUGAAUAUUUAAGAUAAUAAUGUAGUGUAUUUAAUAAAGUUUUAUUAAUAUUCAUUGCAUAAUUAUUUAAUCUAAUAUUAGAUUUCAAUAGAAUAGAAGAUAAAAAUAUUAAUUUAAAUAUUACAAGGACUUAGUUAUUUACAUAAGCAAAGACUUUGUCAUGGUAGUUUAACAAGUGAAAAUGUUAUGAUAAAAUAAAAUGGUCAAGUGAAAAUAGGUAAUAACAGAUUUAAUUUUUAGUUGAUUUUGGUCUUUUUGGAAUAAAGAAAUAUUAAUCACUUUUACAUUUUUAUACAAAUAAAUCUGGUUUUACAUCACCAGAAUUAAUAACACAAAGAGGUUAGGUUAUUAGUGGAUCAUAAGAAGGAGAUAUUUAUAGUGUAGGUAUGAUAAUGUAUGAGAUGUUUGAGAAGAAAGUACCUUUUGAAGGAUUAUAAUUAUAAAAUGUUUAGGAAUGUCUUAAUAAGGCUGUAAGACCUAAGAUUGAAUCAAAAUCAUUAAUGGAUGAUAUAAUUAGAUGGUGUUGGUAAUAAGAUUUUGAUAAGAGACCAAAAGUUGAUUAGUUAUUAAAUGUUAUUGAAAAUAUAUAAAUAAAAUGAG
Paramecium sonneborni is the source of this 1790-nucleotide messenger RNA. NCBI's taxonomy places the organism in Eukaryota, Ciliophora, Oligohymenophorea, Peniculida, Parameciidae. The record is from the annotation of a GenBank genome assembly.